AUGGAACAGCGUCGGGGCAGGGUGGGGGUGGUGGUGGUGGUGGUGGUGGUGGGGGGGGGAUGGGCGUUACUGGAAGGAGGCCCGGACGGCGCGGCCCUUGAGCGGCUGAGGGGGCCGGUAGUUGUCCACCAUGCAGCACUCAGCCUCACCUUCGGGCGUGAAGAGGAGACUACGGAAUCGGGCCAUCUGCGAAAACACGAGAUGGAGAUGAAGCUGGAUGUUGAUGCUGACUUUAUGCACAGCCAAAAGUGGUAA
Molecule: messenger RNA, 255 nt
Organism: Knipowitschia caucasica
Lineage: Eukaryota; Metazoa; Chordata; Actinopteri; Gobiiformes; Gobiidae
Source: the annotation of a GenBank genome assembly